Molecule: messenger RNA, 1629 nt
Organism: Colletotrichum spaethianum
Lineage: Eukaryota; Fungi; Ascomycota; Sordariomycetes; Glomerellales; Glomerellaceae
Product: AP-3 complex subunit mu-1
Exons: 3
Coding region: 1-1629 (542 amino acids)
Biological process (GO): intracellular protein transport; endocytosis
Cellular component (GO): cytoplasmic vesicle; clathrin adaptor complex
Source: RefSeq, a predicted model, not a curated record
AUGAACGGCGUUAUUGAGGCGCUACACAUUUACGAUGAGCACAACCAUGCCAUCCUGUCACAUACGUACACCUCUCGCCCGCUGUCGGCGCAGCACCUCCUACCCCUCUACCUAGAACACCCCGCGCCGCGACCGAACCUGAUCUACCUGCCCAACACGAACCCGCCGACGCUCGUCUUCAGCCUCAAACACGCCAACCUCCUGUUCCUGGCGACCUCGUCGUCCGAGAUCGAGCCCCUCCUCGUCCUCGAGUUCAUCCACCGCAUCAUCGACGUCUUCGAGGAGUUCCUCGGCGCCCCCUUGCUGGCGCACAAGAUCGAGAGCAACUACGAUGUUGUCGCGCAGCUACUCAAUGAGAUGUGCGACGCCGGAACCAUCAGCACGACGGAACCGAACGCGCUAAGGGACUUGGUGGAUGUGGAGGGCUGGGUGGGCAAGCUGCUAGGUAGCAUCAAUUUGCCGGGGAAACCCGGUAACUUUGGCCCGGGUUUCGCCAACUCGAGCACGCCGUCGCUGAUCGCCCAAAAUACCCCAGCGUUACCCUGGCGCAGAGCCAACGUGCGGCAUACGUCCAACGAGAUGUACGCAGACAUCGUCGAGACCUUAACAGUCACGCUCGCGCCCUCAGGGAGACCUCUGGCUGCAUUCGCAAACGGAACGAUAGCCUUCACGUGCAAAGUGUCUGGCAUGCCCGACAUUGUCAUGACCUUGACGAGUCCAUCUGGAAAGCACAACUUGGCGGGCUUCAUGGACCUGCCUGUAUUUCACCCGUGUGUACGUUUGGCACGGUGGAAAGAGCGGCCGGGCGAGCUCAGCUUUAUACCGCCAGACGGCCGGUUCAUCUUGGCCAGCUACGAGGUCGACCUACUGCCGUUCACCAACGGUAAGAGCGGUAGCUUGAGCUCGAACAACCUCAAACUGCCAGUCAACAUCGAAAUGAAGACAGGCCUCGGCGCUCUGGGCUCCGACUUUGAGGUUCGACUGCAUGUGAACAGGGUAUUGGGAGCAAGUGGCCCCUCAGCAGCAAGCCAGUACGGACGAGGUGGCGGCGGAGCAGGACGAGGGUUCGGAGGACCCCAUCCCGGUACCCCGUCAUCACCACUCAUGGAGGAUCUUGUGGUUACGGUACCGCUACCGGCCGAGGUUAGGAACCUGUCAGAGGUACGGCCCAGCAAAGGAGACGCUAGCUUCAAUCCCAGUGAAAGGGUUCUUGAGUGGCACAUCCCUACGAAGGAGCUAUCUUCCGGUACGUCCUACUUCGGUCUUAGGUGUACCGUAGUGGGACAGCUGGUGGACGACGACGAGGACGAACUUGAUCCGAAUGGAUUCGGGUUCGGGAAGGCAUAUGGCUACGACGAGCCGUACCAGAGCAGCCCGGUCCAAGCAAAGAAGACGACCGAGGGCGCGGACGACGAGAAGGAUGCGAAGAAGGUGGCGCAGAACAAGAUGCUGAUGCCAAGUUCAGCGUCGGUCAGCUUCUCGGUCAAGGGGUGGCUGCCGAGCGGACUCAAGGUGGAAAGCAUCAUGAUCGACCCACGCAAGAGCAAAGGCCUGGGAGAGGGUGUGAAGCCAUACAAGGGUGUCAAAUACCUAACAGUGAGCAAGGGCGGUGUAGAGACGCGGUGUUAG